UAACAGUACAAAGUAGACCUUCUUCCGCUACCAGUUUGGAGAAGGGUCGGAAGAUCGAUGCAGACUCAGCUGCUUCCAGCUGCUCCCACACCAUCUGCUGCAGCAAAGGCGUUGCUGGAGCCCGUGGUCGAGGGGAUUAGACUCGGAGGAUUAGUCGAACUCCACGGUUUAUCAGAUGUGGAGCUGCAGGCAUUCAACGUGGAUGUCAACGGUUCAAUUGGACAGGCAGUUGGCUUUGAUUCUGCUUCUGGGAAGUUCCACGUCUAUUUGAGCUGUGGGGCCGCUGGCCAUUUCAGUGCGAAGAAUGUUCGCGCGGUCGAGGCACCGCGCCGGCCCGGCGAGGGCGGCACUGGGGACAGCUUCGACGUCUUAGUUGGACCUCGAACUGAUGGCAAGAUUUUGGGCGGUGAGAUUUCGACUUGCCUGAUGGAGAAGGGCUUUUGUGUCGUGAGGAUUUGUCAGAGUGCGCGCUUGGCUCAGGGAGCCUGGCAGCGCAUGAAGGAUUUGAGCGACAUGCAGAGAUUGCAGCGCUUUUCCGAAGAAGUCGAACAGGGCUAUUUGGGCUUUGGCUGCCGGGGAAGGGUGGCAUGGAUGGACUCCGGAGAGUUAGACCAGGACGCAGCACUGCAGAGCAACAAUGCGAACCUUUCCCUCCUGGCGCAGUCCAUGCAGCCCUACGCUGGAGAUGUUCUGGACGGACAGCUGGAAUCACGCACCCCUGGAUUGGUGUGCCUGACCAGCGAUAGCAGUGGAGACUCGGAGUAUCCCUACCCAGAGGCGAACGAUGAGUCUCUUGGAGCCUUCCUUCAAACCUGGAGGCGCACUUUAGCUCGGGCUGUGCACUUCAUGGGGCCCUACCCUGCAGACCUGGAGCUUGAUGCUCGGGAGACCGUGAAGGCGUCCAAGGUGCCAAAUCUCUUGGAGAACGUGAAGAUCCGAGCUGUGCCAAACACCAUUCUGUUGUUCCGGCCAGAUAUCUAUGACUACACCUGUGCUGCACCGAAGGAUACGCUGAUGCUGAUCACCAACUACUUGGCUGCGGUUCCUGAGAUGGUCUCUGGAAACAUCCAGGGAGACACUGAUUGGCUCCUGAAAGAAGAUGGACCUCCUCCACCUGUUGGGAACGAUCAAAUCCAUGUUAUCAAUACAGUUGCUCGCCUUCCUGGAUGUUGCGACAGCCAGUGGCACAACUGGUCGGCGCUGAGAUCCGGCACCGACACCAUCGUGCAGGUCCCCAUCACCCGUUGGGAUGUCGGUUUCUACUGGACUCCAGAUGAGAAUGCCUUUGAGGGUUGGCAAACGACGACGCGCCACCAGUCGCUGUGUGAAGGAGCAGAGUUCUUUGACAACAGAUACUUCGAGAUCUCUAACAACGAGGCCAAUGGCAUGGACCCUGUGCAGCGCUUGGUGCUCGAAUGUGGUGCUCAGAGCAUGGCCAUGAUUGGGUUGACGAAGAAGGAGUGCAACCGGAAGUCCACCCAUGCGGGCUUUUGCGUGGGCAACGACAAGCUGGAUUGGAUGACCUGUGAGAAGGAGGUGACGCCUUCGGGAACCAGCACUGUGCUUGCCAUCAUUGCGAAUCGCUUUAGCUUCGUGUUCAACCUGAAAGGGCCAAACUUUGUUUGCGACACGGCGUGCUCGGCCUCUUUGACGUCCACGCACUGUGCACGAUUUAUGAUUUGUAAUCAGCAAUUUGACCCACUGGAGUUUUUCAUCUCUAUGGGUGCUCACUUGUGCUUGUCUCCUGGACCUUUCAUUGGGUGCUCUCAGUCUCACAUGUCAAGUCCGAAAGGACGGUGCUUCACCUUCAACUCCUCCGCAGACGGUUACUUGCGGGGUGAGGGUGUCAGUGGCUUCAUGAUGAAAUAUGGCGUGUUCUCGGCAGAUCAGAGCAUGUCCAUCCUCCGCUCGACUGCGUGUGGGCAGGAUGGCCGCAGUGCAUCCUUGACCGCGCCCAACGGUCCUGCGCAAGAGGAAAUGGUCACCAGAGCCAUCAAGGAAGCCUUGAUGACACCUCCAGAGUCGACGGCCUGGGAGUGCCAUGGAACCGGCACUUCCUUGGGUGACCCCAUUGAGGUUGGAGCAGUCCGGAAAGUGCAAAUCCGAAAGCCACGUACAGAGCCGCUGAUGAUGGGUUCCGCCAAGACCAACAUCGGGCAUUUGGAGGGUGGCGCUGCCAUGGGCGGCAUUGUAAAGUGCAUCAUGCAGUGUCGACAAGCAAAGUGCUGUCCGACGCAGCACUUGAGAACCUUGAACCCUCACUUGGAGCAUGCCAUGUUUGAAGCGCACUUUGAGACCGAGCCCAUGGCCUUCGCCACGAACCAGGGCAACUCCCAAGUGUCCUCGUUUGGAUUCGGAGGAACCAAUGCCCAUGGCAUUUUCUGGGGCCAGAACAUCAGCAUCAAGGAGGAUGUGGAGCGGGUCUGGAUGAAGAAGCUCUUGUCAAGACCACCUCCAGAAGUGCGACCCAUGGGAUUGGAUUACGACAAGUGGGAGGCAGAUUUUCCGGACACUCGAUUGCUUCGCAAAGGUGCCAAGUUUAGCCUCAGCAUGGGUCCUGAUGAGGGCAAUGAGCCCUUGAGGUGGGAUAUGGUGGAUGAACGUCGGGAGAUUGAAGUAGAUGAUGCUGAGGCAACUUUUGCCAUCACCGGGAACUUUAACAACUGGGAUGCGGAAGAGGCCAUCCCCAUGGAGGACGGUGAAGUCCCUGGUGUGCAUCGAACCAGCCUCCAGGUGCCUCCGGGCGGUGAGCUUCAUUUCCACCUGCUCAAGGGAGGAGAUGCGAAGCAAGUCGUUGGUCCUGAGACGGAUGAUUGCACCCGGAAGGGUGCUCCCAUCGUGGGGCCACAUGCGACGUUGAAGAACAAGUGGGUGAUCCAGGCUCCUGAAGGCCGCGAGGUUCGUAUCGAGUUCUUCAGCCGCGGAGGUCGACGGUCAAUUCUUUGGAUCCUGUCCAGAGAAGGAGUCAUGCCUUUGGAGACCGGUGAUGAUGAGUGAGCUGAGCUGACACGUGAUCUUCGCACCCGAAAAGAGCGCCGGA
Molecule: messenger RNA, 3040 nt
Organism: Durusdinium trenchii
Lineage: Eukaryota; Dinophyceae; Suessiales; Symbiodiniaceae
Source: the annotation of a GenBank genome assembly